Molecule: messenger RNA, 733 nt
Organism: Coccidioides posadasii C735 delta SOWgp
Lineage: Eukaryota; Fungi; Ascomycota; Eurotiomycetes; Onygenales; Onygenaceae
Source: RefSeq, a predicted model, not a curated record
AUGCCGGACCAGUUUUCGUACCAAUACCCCUCACCACUGGAGGGGUACGACAUGCUCCCUGCACUGCCCAACGACAGGAAUGAGGACGGAAAGUCGUUCAGGAACCCUCCCACCGGCGUUCUCAGUGGCGCCUACGAUCGAUUCCCAGAUCCGCUAACCGACGGCCGGCGAGGCGGCUUCGAUGUUCACAUAUACCACUAUCAGAACAAUCCCGAGCAAGCCGAAUUUGCUCGAGCCCUCUGGGAGCGUAUCAGACGCGAAUUUCCCGAGCUUCGUAUCUAUGAGUUCUUCGACCGACCAGUUGGCCCGCAUCCAAUUGCGAUGUUUGAAGUGAACCUUUUCACUCCUCAGCAAUUUGGCGCUUUCAUUCCUUGGCUGGUGAUCAACCGUGGACCGCUCAGCGUCCUGAUCCAUCCAAACACCACAGACGAGGAAGAAGAGAGAAACCACACGCAGCGUGCGACAUGGAUGGGCGAGAGAAUUCCCCUCGAUCUGCGAGUCUUCAAGCUGAUGAGACACAACAAGUGACUGAAACUCGAAAGGAACUAAUAAUUCUCUCUUCACCCAGCCGGCUCUGUGCUUCUCUCGCUUAAUGGGUCCUGAUCGCCGUCGAUCUCCCUUGCAUUUGUGCUGGAUGAACGGGGUUGUUCCAUACUCAUGAGUAUCUAUAUCACGAGAGGUCCUUGUACACUACUUUUCUUGUUUCUCGUACCGAACAGCGGUGUUUGCUUUU